UCUUUCUCCACGCAUACUUUCUCUCAAUAAUGGCAGCAUCUGCAAAAUACCAAUACAAGAAUCUGAGAGUUCAAGUCGUUUCUGAUGGCGUUGCCCACGUAGAGCUACACCGCCCUGAACGGCUCAAUGCAAUCAACGAAGCCCUAGUUGAAGAUAUUCGUGUAUGCUUCAAUGACCUUGGCAAAGAUUCCAGCAUCCGUUGUAUUAUUCUAUCGGGAUCUGGCCGUACUUUCACAGCUGGUCUUGAUUUCAAAGAUAACUUUUUGCUCAAGGAGGAACCUGCUGUCGAUGUUGCCAGAAGAGCUUACCACAAGCGGUUUCAUAUUGAAUGGUUCCAAAGCGCCAUGUCUGCACUUGAAAAGUGCCCGCAACCAGUCAUUGUUGCCAUGCAUCAGGGAGUUUAUGGCGUCGCUGUUGACUUGUGCACUGCUGGUGACAUUCGCUAUGGUACCAAGGAUUCCUUCUAUACUGUUAAGGAAGUAGAUAUGGGGUUGGCUCCAGAUGUAGGUACUUUGCAGCGUUUGCCCAAGGUAAUCAACAGCGAAAGCUUAGCGCGUGAAUUAUGCUUCACAGGACGCUUGAUGUAUGCCGACGAAGCUUACAAAUGUGGUCUCAUUAGUAGAAUUUUCGAAAACAAGGAGCAAAUGAUUGAGGCCGCUUUGGAGACAGCUCGUAUAAUUGCCAGCAAGUCGCCUGUUGCCGUCGUCAGCUCCAAACAUCUGUUGAAUUAUUCCCGCGAUCACAGCGUCGACGAAGGCUUACAAUACACCGCCGUUUGGAAUAGUGCCAUGUUGCAGACUGAGGAUAUUCCUAAAUCCAUUGAAGCCUUCCUGAAGAAGAAGCCAGCUUCGUACUCUAAGCUUUAAAAAUCAGCAUUGACCGAAUUUAAAAUUAACAUUGAUUGAAAGCGAGCUACUAGAUGUCUUGUGCUCAUAAUAACGUCAAGAUUUACACUCCUCUUUUAACAGAAAUCUACUAUUGAGCAGUUUUUUUUUAUUGAAUCAAUAAAGUACGACGCAGUUGCACAGCAU
Molecule: messenger RNA, 1031 nt
Organism: Zychaea mexicana
Lineage: Eukaryota; Fungi; Mucoromycota; Mucoromycetes; Mucorales; Lichtheimiaceae
Product: ClpP/crotonase-like domain-containing protein
Exons: 9
Coding region: 30-866 (278 amino acids)
Cellular component (GO): mitochondrion
Molecular function (GO): delta(3,5)-delta(2,4)-dienoyl-CoA isomerase activity
Source: RefSeq, a predicted model, not a curated record